This is a messenger RNA of Mytilus californianus (California mussel), 2907 nucleotides long. RefSeq lists its product as uncharacterized. Bases 1 to 2907 code for a protein of 968 amino acids. The record is from RefSeq and is a predicted model, not a curated record. Gene Ontology annotation, molecular function: protein binding. The transcript has 19 exons. Lineage: Eukaryota; Metazoa; Mollusca; Bivalvia; Mytilida; Mytilidae.
AUGUCUUACUUUUUCACAGAGACAGAUGUAGGAGUUGCAUGUGAUCCCUCGAGCUCUCAGACAGGGGAAUGCAAUGAUCCUCAGUCAUCUUGUGUACAAGCUGAUGAUGGACAUAAGUGCCUUUGCAAUGUUGGAUAUUACGAUUACAGUGGAACAUGUACAAUAAAGGUGGAGUUGGAAAAUUCAUGUACUGCAAACAGACCUGAUAAUCAGUGUAUAGAUCAGAAUGCCGAAUGUAAAGACAGUAAUGGUCUAACGUGUCUCUGUAAAGAUUCAUUUUACAAGGAUUCAAAUGGAGUAUGUAAUAAAAAGAUAGACCUGAAUGCCACUUGUAGUGCUGGUCAGCCAUCAGAUCAAUGUUUAGACUCGAAGUCGGAAUGUACUUCAUCUUUGAGAUGUUAUUGUCAGAACGGAUAUUUUGAAAACAGUGGAAAUGUUUGUACUAAAAAGGUUGUAUUGAACGCUGUCUGUAACACAGGACAGUCAGACCACCAGUGUGUUGAUGUUAACUCUGAAUGCAAAAUGGAAACUGGAACAUCCAAUACUGAAUGUCUGUGUAAAAAUGAUUUCUAUGCCAACACUGCAAAUGUUUGUAUAACAAAAAGUGCACUUGGGGAGGUCUGUAGCAAUGGACAGCCAGUUAACCAAUGUUCAAUAGCAGAUUCAGAAUGCAUAUCAGAAGCAACAAAUAGUUUAGUGUACAAAUGUUUUUGUAAGGCAUCCUUUUACAGAGAUGUUCAGACAUGCAAAGAUUUGACUGGUCUGCAAGUUGCAAGUUUAGAAGUUCCAAGGGACACAACUGGAGAGGUUUACUUUAGGAUAACAUGGACUAUACCUAAUACUGUUGCCUUUAUCAACAAAUAUCAAAUUAAAAUAACUGUAAAUGGUGGAAUUGCAGAAAAUCUUAUUAAUAUUGUUAAGACAAAGAAUCAGUAUAAUAUGACCAACAGACAGCCAGGUCAUACUUAUGCAGUCGAGAUCAUAUCGGUGGAGACUGCUAGCCGACCUGGAGCACAGACUACUAGUGUUAACUUACAAGCUGGUACAAGACCUGCAGUACCAAGUGCAAUUACAACUAUUGACAUUUUGGGACCAUUAAUAACUGUUUCCUGGACUGUUGGGGGUAUCAUACAGCAUCUCAGUGGUACUAUUAAUGGUACAUCGGUGACACCUAAAGCAUUUAACAUUACACAUAUUCCCCCAUUACAAACUCCACAACAGCAGUUUAAUACAGUGAAGAAUGGUGAGAGAUAUGUUAUAACAGUGAAAGCUUAUAGUAAUGGAUUUACCAGUGCAGAAUUCACCGCAACCAUCAGGACAACAUCCACACAACCAAAUCCUCCAGUUAUUGACACUUGUGAUAACCUGGAUCUAUAUGAAAACCGAAUGGAUUUAAGAUGGAAAGAACCACAAGUACCAAAUGGUGAUAUUUCACAUUAUAUCAUCUACAUGAGUUCUACAGAAGUUAGAAACAUCCAUACAGAUUCAAGUACAGAGGUUCAAAGAAUUGAAAAUUUAUUGCCACAACGACAGUACUGUUUUCAGAUGGAGACUGUCAAUGAUGCUGUUUCACCUCAAAGUAAUAAAAGUCCAAGAUCUUCACAGGUUUGCUGUUCCACAAGGGCUGGGGUUGCCAGAUUGCCAAAUAAUGUGACUUUGGUUGAAGUUAAAAGUAGAAGCAUAAAACUAUCAUGGAUGAAACCAACUGACGUUAACGGUGUUUUACAUGGAUACCGUGUUAGUUUAAGAGUAGAAGGUGUAUGUAAAGUGGAAGUAGUUUAUCAGUGCACAGAUUGUGUUGGAACACAAACAAUUUUCCCCAAAACCUGUGUUGUCCAAAAGAAGUUGAAUAUCAAUUCUGUAGAUGCAAACUCAAAGGUUGUUACUACGAUUGAUGGUCUGUUCCCAUAUAUCAUUUAUGAUGUCUGGAUUGCUGCAGUAAAUGAAAAUGGUGACGGAGAAAAAAAUGCAACAUUGUUUAUGUCAGAUUCUGAAGUGCCUGAAAUACCAAGGAGUGUAAUAACUACUGUGCAAAGUCCAACAGUCAUACACGUAAGAUGGACCAAACCAACAGUAAAACCGGGCAACACAACGUAUAGGAUAAAGGCGUAUGAAGUUUUGGGAGGAACAUAUACAUAUGUGAAAGAUAUCACAGUGAAUGGAUAUGACAUAGAAACUGUUUAUUUCACUGGACUAGAGGAGUACUGGGACUAUACAUUUACUGUAACAGCAAGAACAAUCAAAGGUGCCACUACAUCACUUAUGACUACAGUUGUUAAGACAAACCAAGCUCCUCCAGGAAAAGUGACAAAUUUUGAGAUAAUUACACCAGCGAAUGUAUUUACGACAAUGCAAGUGUCAUGGGCUAUACCUUUAUUAAGAGAAAGAAACAGUAUCAUAAAAGAGUAUAUAAUAAAACAUAACAUCAGUGGGGUAACGAUAGUUGAAACUAUUGCUGCAGAAUCUGAGAUGUUACAAAAAUUUUAUUACAUUACACCGGAUAGAUACUAUAAAGUUGAGCUGUAUGCAGCAAACAUACUUAAACAACAUGGAGAGAAAGUACAGAAAAUAUAUUUCGCGUCAUCAAAAAGUAAAGCACAAUUGUCAGAUACAGGAUAUUCAAUUGGAACAGUAGUGGGAGCUGCAGUUGGUGGUGUUUUUUGUAGUGUUCUUGUCCUUGUAUUAGUAUUUUGGUUAUUCCUGAGACACAGAAAAAAUAAAACUUCUAAACCGUCAAGAUCAAGACAUGAACGUGAAGAGUCAAUAAUUGGAGACCAGUACGAAGAUUUAGGAAUGGACAAUGUAUCAUCUUACCAAGAACUAGGAGCAAAAGACAGUCCAAAUGUAUAUGACCAGAUUGGUCGAGUGCACACCGUAGACAAACAUUAUGAAAAUAUGUUACCUUAA